Messenger RNA from Homalodisca vitripennis (glassy-winged sharpshooter), 520 nucleotides. Its product is annotated as BUD13 homolog. The record is from RefSeq and is a predicted model, not a curated record. Bases 101 to 490 code for a protein of 129 amino acids. Gene Ontology annotation, cellular component: RES complex; U2-type spliceosomal complex. The transcript is spliced from 3 exons. Gene Ontology annotation, molecular function: RNA binding. Gene Ontology annotation, biological process: mRNA splicing, via spliceosome. NCBI's taxonomy places the organism in Eukaryota, Metazoa, Arthropoda, Insecta, Hemiptera, Cicadellidae.
AGCAGCUCCGAUAAAAAAGAAACAGGAAGACAGGAGGAAGUGAGAGAUUUAGAGAAGGAAAAAGAAGCGCAGAAGGAAAAGGAGGCUAAAAGAGGCUGUGAUGAACGAAAAGUACUACAAGUGGGGGAAAGGGCUGAAACAAGUGGAAGAUGCUGCAGAGCGGGCAGCAGAGACUCUGAAGGAGAUGAGUAAACCGUUGGCUCGGUACGUGAACGACACUGACCUGGACAACUUCUUGAAGGCCCAGGAGCGAGAAGGGGAUCCAAUGUUGGAUUACAUCAAACGGAAACAGAGUGAAGCCACCCCUCUAGCUGGAGUGAAACCUAUCUACCAAGGAUCUUUCAACCCCAACCGGUUUGGCAUUAGACCAGGACACCGUUGGGAUGGUGUGGUUCGGUCUAACGGCUACGAGAAAGAAUGGUUCAGCCACCAAAACGCAAGGAAGGCAAAAGCAGAAGAAGCAUACAAAUGGAGUACAUCAGACAUGUAAAUUAAAAAAUUGUAAAUGGGUGAAAAUGUA